AUGGCAGCUACAAUCCGAGUCAUCGGCUCCCUAAACGCCGACAUGGUCUCCGUAACCCCUCGCUUCCCCGAACCAGGCGAGACAAUCACCGCAUCCUCAUAUUUCACCAGCGCCGGCGGAAAAGGCGCCAACCAGGCCGUCGCGUGCGGGCGAUUGUCGCGGCGGAAACCGUCCUCGACCUCCAACAAGACCGAAAGCCAGAGUGAGAGCGACAUCAAAGUCGAGAUGGUCGGGGCCGUGGGCGCCCUGGACGGGCACUUCCAGGCGCUGCUGAAACCCACGCUUGAGAAGUCGGGCGUUGACACGUCCCGCGUGCGGGUGGUGGAGGAUGCGUAUACGGGGGUGGCGGUGAUCAUCGUGGACUCGUCGGCGGGCGGGGAGAACCGGAUUCUGUUCUCGCCGGGGGCGAAUUACACGGGAAUGCGGGCGACGGAGGACGUGCUGGGGAUGGGGCUUGCGGCGCCGGUGCCGGAUGUGAUUGUCUUGCAGGGGGAGAUCCCCGUUGAGACGGUGGUGGGCAUUCUGCGGGAUAUUAGGGCCUGGAAGGCGAAUCAUCGAGCGCAGGGGAAGAAGGGGAUCGAGGCUGGUCCGGAUGUCAUGUAUAACCCUGCGCCGGCGCCGCCGGGUGGAUUGCCUGAGGAAGUGUACUCUGCCGUCGACCAUAUUAUUAUGAACGAGACGGAGGCUGAGCUGAUGAGUCCGUCUGAGGAGCACUUGCUCAAGGUUGUUCCCGGUGUGGAGAAGGAAAGCGGAAACGAGAAGGUGGCGCGGUACUUCCACCAGCUGGGCGUGACGUAUGUGCUCAUCACGCUGGGGUCCAAGGGUGUUUGGUAUAGUGCGACGGAUGCGGGGACCUCUGGCCCUGCGGAUGGGGUCAAUCGAUUUACGAAGCAAAUUCCGGCCGCGAAGGUCAGCAAUGUGCUGGAUACCACGGCGGCCGGAGAUACUUUUGUUGGUGCAUAUGCCGUGGAAGUGGCGCGCUGGCGCGAGUCACGACGAGCGGAUGGCAAAGCCGGACAAGACGUGGCUGCAGAGGAGAAGGCAUAUCGGUAUCAAGAGGUCAUGGACAAGGCGAUGAGUUUGGCGACCCGCGCCGCAGCACGGUGCGUAGAGCGACAGGGAGCGAUGGACAGCAUUCCUUGGGCGGAUGAGAUAUGA
Aspergillus viridinutans is the source of this 1158-nucleotide messenger RNA. Its product is annotated as ribokinase. Bases 1 to 1158 code for a protein of 385 amino acids. Gene Ontology annotation, biological process: D-ribose metabolic process. Lineage: Eukaryota; Fungi; Ascomycota; Eurotiomycetes; Eurotiales; Aspergillaceae. Gene Ontology annotation, molecular function: ribokinase activity. The record is from RefSeq and is a predicted model, not a curated record. The transcript has a single exon.